Gadus macrocephalus (Pacific cod) is the source of this 2532-nucleotide messenger RNA. RefSeq names its product RAB15 effector protein (gene rep15). NCBI's taxonomy places the organism in Eukaryota, Metazoa, Chordata, Actinopteri, Gadiformes, Gadidae. The record is from RefSeq and is a predicted model, not a curated record. Bases 284 to 1144 code for a protein of 286 amino acids. The transcript has 3 exons. Gene Ontology annotation, biological process: receptor recycling.
AACGAGGAGUCACCCUCGUAGAAUCACUCUGCUGCUGUCUCGGGGUCUUCUCUUUUAUUUUACUUAACCCGCCUGCCUUGCCUGCCACCUUUGACACCCAAGUGGACCCGUGAAGCGUCAGGUUGGGCUGGCUGUGCGUCUCAGCAGGGCCGCUGGAGAGAAGAGGAGGCAGAGCACUACUGGACCCCACAGACACUAGCAUCCCGUGCAUUCGAGAAACCAACAUCGGACCAGACGCCUGUCCUCCACCUCAACUAACCCACAGACACACCGAUCCGCCACCAUGGAAGUGAGCAGCAACGGCAGCAACGGCAGCAGCAGCAGCAUUAAGCCCCUGGCCAACCCCUUUGUGAACAGCAAGUUGUUGUCGUCCUUCCGAGCCUCUCUCCAGAAGAGGCCCCCCCCGGACACCAGCGGCACUGAGGGGUCCCCCAAGCCCAACAUCUUCGCCACCCUGUGGCGACCCAACCUCACCAACACCGAUGACUUCAUCCCCCUCUACAGCGACUGCAUUGCAAAGGCUUGCUCCAGGACCCAGGAGUACCUGCUCUUCAAAGACCCAGAGGACAAGUUCCACCCCACUCCCGAGGUGCUCACUCAGAUCUUCCUCAUGACCUACAUCGGUCAGAGCCUCAGCCUGAACAUGACGGACCACUUCAACUGCACCGUGAUGACCCCUGAGCAGCGCAUCCUGCUGGGGGCCGACUGGGUGUGGGCCGUCCUGGAGAGGCCCACCAAGAACCCUCGCAUUCAGAUCGCCGUCAGGGUGCUGCACCUGCCCGACAGGGAGGGCAUCGCGGAGGAUUACCCUCCAGAGGGGCGCACAGAGUCCCUGCAGAUGGCCCAGCAGGAGUCCAGCAACAAGACGGUGUGCGAGAGGAUGGUGGACUUCUGCGCGUCCAUCGGUAAGGACUGCUACGCGCUCUUCCUGUUCAUGGGACGGAAGAACGACACGGGGAAGAUCUACGGCGUGCUCAGCAACAACUUCCAGGCCGCCGCCGGGAAGGUUGAUAAGAUCGACCGGGAUCUGAUUGAGAACUUCUUUAAAGGCUCCCGGUACCUACACACCCCCACGGGGAUGUUGCAGACCAUUACCACCAAGAAGGACGAGGAGCCGCUCACGGUGCUAAUCAAAUUCAACUGAGCAGCUGUGGAAAGUUCUUUCAUAGCCGUGUUCAAAUGAGGGGGACAUGAUCGCAGAGAGGUGGUUCAAAACUCUGACCAUCAUUGGAAUUAGCGUUACAUGAAGUUAAGUUGCAACACCUUUCCUAAGUUAAAUUGGCUACUAUACCACUGCAGCACACAUUUUUUUGGAAUAGCCUAUAAUUGCCAUUUUCAUUCUUCCUAGAUACCAAUGUGCCUAUUGUUUACAUAAAUAAAUAUAAUAUAAAUGAAUGCAAACAUUGAAAGAGAUAUUAAGGGUUAUUAACAUGUUUGACUAUAUAUGUUUUUUGUCUUUAAUUAUGUCCCUUCUAUCUUGUGUCUUCUAUCUACAUCAUAAUUUAAAGGUAGUCCUUCCAUAACUAUGUCUAAUAAGUAAUUUUACUAAUGUUUAAAAUGUAUAGGCAAGGUGACGGUGUUCAUGCUUUAGACCACAGAUUGAAUUGAAAAUUGAAAUCAUUAAUAAAAUGAAUGAAAUCCCAAGAACGGUUAAACUAGGCUGCAGAAACUUGCUUUCUCAAAACGUUGUUGAGAUGGAUUUAUUGUAUAUUUAUUAUUACGCUUUUCCCUGAUCAAAGAUUGUUUUGUUUGAAACAACCGGAUACUUGGAUGUUUCAAUAGCAUGCUCUAUUUUAAAGUUACAUGGGACAACGCUUAUAAAUGGCAACGAACAAAAAGCCAGUGGCCAGGACUUUAUUAAAAACACAUACUGAAUAUCAAGUAUAAAAAGAGAUUAGAUCUGCAAAUAAAUAUUGUGAAUGUAAUGUUAGACAAAUCACAAGAAACCAGCAGAUUUUCCGUACCAAAAAUUGCAAUUAAGCAAACAUUUUAUUUAGAGACAGUUUGAAAAUAAUAGCAUUUUGUCCUACAAAGUUAAAGUACCAGUUGAUACGACAGGUACGGCAAACUCUCCCAAGUUAUUCCCAUUGACCUAUUAAAGAAGGUUAUUCCGCGGCAGUUUAAUGAGAAUUGCCUCCCAAACGUGAGAUGUAUUUUAGGGUUUCCAUGGAGACCACCAUCCACCAUCCACCUGGGUCUGGAGAGCCAACAACCUGCUAUACUCUUUUUCAAUGGCAUGAUUAUAUUACGUUUCCAUGGAAAUAUCCAUUCGAUGUUAUAUCCUACAAUGCAUGCAAAUAAAAGUUCCUCGCCUGAAGCUAUUUCUCCAGAGCUGAUAAUCAACAGCCCUCUUCGCUUCGUCACCGAGACAACUAUGAUCCGGUAAAGGGGGUAUAGUGGUUUUAUGUUGAAAGAGUAGUUCUUUAAAAUACCAUUGGUUGCCAUGAUAAUGUAGUGAGGCACACACGAACAUUUAAUUAAAACAGACUCGGGGAAUUAAUUAUUCCCUAAGUCUGAAACUUGGACAAAUAC